AUGGCCAAGCCGUUUGACAUCGCAGUGAUUGGCGCCGGCCCGGCCGCUCUCGCCACUGUGAAGGCGCUCUCCAAGAGCAAGCACUCUGUGGCGUAUAUAAACGGCUACACGUUCCAGGAGUUUGCUAUCGCCGCUGCCGUCUUUCUGAAUUCACCCGAGGAGCAUGUGAAGUGGACCUCGGGGGAUCCUUCAAAGUGGCAGCCGAAGCAUGCCAAUGUGGAGUGCUUCCACAGCUCCGCUGAAACAGUGGACUGCGACAAGAAGGAGAUUACCCUCAUGAACAAGGGGCCGCAUGCAGGUGUGGUCAUCUCGUACAAGGCGGUGAUUCUCGCCACAGGGCAGAAGUCGCCCCUGAUCACCCCGAUGCCUGGGAUGAGCCUAACCGAGCGCAUUUCCGAGGUGCAGGCGUGCGGCAAAGCUUUGAAGAACGCGAAGACGGUCAUCUUCAAUGGGGCUGGCUUGGUUGGGAUCGAGAUGUGCGGGGAUCUGCGGGCCAGGAGUGGCUACGGUGCCCGCUUGAUUCUCCUCUCCCGGUCGGGUAAGGUCCUCGAUUCGGACUUUGGCGACAAAUCUCUGAAGCCAGAUCCACAAAUCGUGAGCAAAGUGACCGAUAUCCUCACCAACAAGUUCAAGGUGGAGAUCAAGGAAGGAAGUGUUUCGGACCCGACGUCCGCGGAACCUUCCCUGAGCCCAGGCACGCUGAAGUUGGAUACUGUGGUGCAUCUUAAAAAAUGCGGCUGA
Messenger RNA from Symbiodinium pilosum, 741 nucleotides. NCBI's taxonomy places the organism in Eukaryota, Dinophyceae, Suessiales, Symbiodiniaceae. The record is from the annotation of a GenBank genome assembly.